This is a messenger RNA of Aspergillus campestris IBT 28561, 1287 nucleotides long. RefSeq names its product acyl-CoA dehydrogenase family protein. Lineage: Eukaryota; Fungi; Ascomycota; Eurotiomycetes; Eurotiales; Aspergillaceae. Bases 1 to 1287 code for a protein of 428 amino acids. Gene Ontology annotation, molecular function: acyl-CoA dehydrogenase activity; flavin adenine dinucleotide binding. The record is from RefSeq and is a predicted model, not a curated record. The transcript is spliced from 5 exons.
AUGACUUCAUACUCCGACGUCCCCUUCGCCGAUCCGGUGUGGCUCACCCGCCAGUACAGCCCCUAUUAUAACGACUCCCAUCGUCGGCUCCAGCGCGAGGCUCGCGCGUACGUCGAUACUCAUAUCCUGCCCUUCUGCGACGAGUGGGAGAAGCAAGGAGAAGUCCCAGCCGAGGUCCAUCGACGCCAUGCCGAGCUGGGAUACACGGCCGUCGCAUCUUUUCCCCUCGCCGCCGACUAUCUUCAAGGCCAGCGACUCCCCGGCGAUAUCGACCCGCGCAAAUGGGACGGCUUCCACGAUCUGAUCGUCAUCGACGAGCUAGCUCGCUGCGGUUACCUGGGCAUCGUCUGGGCGCUGGGAUGUGGGAACUCCAUCGGCGGGCCGCCCGUGAUCAACUUUGGGAAUGCGGAGCAGAAGCGUCGCUUCUUGCCGGAUAUGCUGCGCGGGAACCACCGGUUCUGCUUGGGCGUCACGGAGCCGGACGCUGGCUCCGAUGUUGCGGGGAUUACGACCACGGCGACGCGAAAGGGCGACGUGUAUGUGGUGAACGGCGCGAAGAAGUGGAUCACGAACGGCAUCUUUGCGGAUUACUGCACCGCUGCGGUCCGGACGGGUGGCAAGGGCGUCCAGGGCGUAUCGGCUCUGGUCAUCCCGCUCAAGUCCAAGGGGGUGAUGCGUCGCAAGAUUGACAACUCCGGGGUCCAUGCUAGCGGGUCGACGUACAUCGAGUUUGAUGACGUGGAAGUCCCUGUCGCCAACCUACUGGGUCAGGAGAACAAGGGUUUCCCGAUUAUUAUGAGUAACUUCAACCACGAGCGCAUGUGGCUGGCCUGCACCUCACUCCGCAUGGCCCGUGUCUGCUUGGAGGACGCAUACAUCCACGCCAUCACUCGGGAGACGUUCGGGAAGAAGCUCAUCGAAAACCAAGUCAUCCGAUCCAAAUUCAGCACAAUGGCCCGCGGGCUGGACUCGACCUAUGCUUGGAUGGAGCAGCUGAUCUACAUGUCCGAGGUGGCUCGCAAGAAGGGCACGGAUGCCGGCAUGGGCGGUUUGUUCGCCAACCUCAAGAUCCAGGCCGGCCGGACGCUGGAGCUGGUCAAUCGCGAGGCGCAGCAGGUUUUGGGCGGGCUGGGAUACUCGAAGAAUGGUCGGGGAGCCCGCAUCGAACAGGUCAGCCGCGAUGUGCGAGUGAUGGUGGUGGGAGGUGGCAGUGAAGAGAUCCUGUCGGAGCUCUCGGUCAACCAGGAGAUUAGGGUGAUGAAGAAGUUGGACCAAAGCAAACUGUAA